AUGAACAAGAGUCAAAUCCAGAAACUGAUUAAAAGCAAGUUAGAUCGUCAAGAAAUGGUUACAUCGGCAAGACAAGAAGAGGAAAAGAAGUUAGCUAGACAGAUGAAAGAGAAAGAUCAAGCAGAGGAACGUCAGAAGCGGGCUGCCUCUCGUGCACCGAAGUCGAAGCCUCAAGAGCCAAUUCAAGUGGAUCAGGCGAAUACGCAAGACGAGAUGGGAGAUCAAGUCUCUCCGCUUGAUGCGCACCAUGGACCUAGUCCCUCACGCAACUAUACGGGGACUCCUCAACGAGGAACCGGGAAGUUCAACACGAAUCCGGGGAGCAAAUCUAUUCUAGAGGCGUUGACUAAGGCGCUAAAUGCGAAAGAUGGCCCGACCACCAGGCGGCUGAUCCAAGCGUUCAAUUCUUCUUUCGGUUCCAGUGUUGAAAUGGAGUAUGACGAGCCGUAUCCAAAACGGGCCCCGGCUCCAGGGGUAGGCCUGUCAAAUCCACGAGUUGACGAUUCGAGUCAGCUGCUGGCUAGCAUCUCAGGAGGGGUGAACCAGAAAGACCAUCCAGCACGCCCCACUCAGGAUAGAGUAGAUGGAGUACUUCAUGAUGCAAAAGGGAGAAACGGACCUGCGUCAUCCUUCAGAGGAAAAAGGAGUGGUGCUAAGAAGCCUUACGUUAAAAAGAAUAAUUAUUAUUCGUACAAUAAGAAUGUGUUUAGAGCUUCCAUAGUUGUAUCCUUUGCAAAGAAAUGUGCCUAA
Molecule: messenger RNA, 750 nt
Organism: Melampsora larici-populina 98AG31
Lineage: Eukaryota; Fungi; Basidiomycota; Pucciniomycetes; Pucciniales; Melampsoraceae
Exons: 5
Coding region: 1-750 (249 amino acids)
Source: RefSeq, a predicted model, not a curated record